AUGAUGGCGGUAACGGUACCUGUGCGGUGGCAACCACCAAACAUUAGGUUUACGAUAGAAUCUCAGGCGAAGAGAGGGAGAGUGGUAGUGAAAGCGUUUGGUAAUGGAAAUGGAAAGGGUAAGGGCAGGAGAGAUAUGGAUAGGGUUUGGAGGGAGGCGUGGCGAAGUGCCAACGAUGGCUUUGAGCGCUUCCUCUUCGAAGCCAGGAAGACUGCCGAGCGCAUCGACCGCCGCUAUUCCCUUUCGCGCCGUCUCUCCUCCGUCGCCAGGGCCGCGGCGGACCGAGCCCGCGAGAUUGAUCGUGAAUUUGAGAUUGGACAACGCUACCGCACUUUCUCCAUCGAUUUCCAAAGGAACUGGCCCAAGUACAGGAAGCAGCUCAACGAUUUUCUCGAUAGUCCCAUCGGAAAGAGCUUUGCUACGCUUUUCUUCAUCUGGUUCGCACUCUCUGGUUGGCUUUUUCGCAUUCUCAUAAUCGCGACAUGGGUACUUCCAUUUGCUGGACCUCUUCUCAUUGGAACACUCGCCAACUCCUUAGUUAUCAAGGGCACUUGUCCGGCCUGCAAGAUGCAAUUUACUGGCUACAAGAGCCAGAUAAUUCGAUGUACAGGCUGUGGCAACAUUGUGUGGCAACCUAAAGGUGGUAAAGGGGAUUUCUUUUCAAGAGGUGCAGGUGGUAGAUCCAACUCCACAUCGAAGUCAGAUCCUGACAUUAUUGAUGUCGAUUUUGAGGAGAAAUGA
Messenger RNA from Sphenostylis stenocarpa, 741 nucleotides. The record is from the annotation of a GenBank genome assembly. NCBI's taxonomy places the organism in Eukaryota, Viridiplantae, Streptophyta, Magnoliopsida, Fabales, Fabaceae.